UAAUGUCAUAUUAUAAUUUUAUAGGUGGUUUACAUAUUUUAUAUUUUAUUUACAUUUUAUGCAUAUACUAUUUACAUGGAGUGAGUCGAUAGAAUAUAUAAAGGAAUCUGGUUAGGGAACACAUUCAGUGCACAUAAAUAAAUAAAAUUAUGGAAGACGACGAUAUUUCCAUCAGCCCUUACGAGGAUGGGUCUUGGGAGUGGGACGAUGCUACUAACAGACUCGAGUUUAAAAGCAACAUUAAUGAAGAGACCCAGACUGUUCCACCAGAUCGUGUUCAAGCCUCCAUCAUAGUGAAAUCCUUAGAAUUCGCUGAUAGUCCCGACUUGUAUGAACUUCUUAGAUUUGAAAAGCGUUAUCGAAGGCAAAUUAAGGAUAACGGCAGCGACGUAGUGACGCUACAAGACAUUAAAGACGUCGUCCUGUUCUCGGCCUCGGCGCAAUUCAUCACCAUACCUAUAGUCAAAAUACUGCACUUGCCAGCUACUGAACGUUUCCUCAGAGCACUAAUAUUUUACUGCCAGUACUACUUGCAAGUAGAAGAAACACUGAGUUUCCGAACGUUGGAGAAGAGACUUCCUUCUAGUAACAGCGUUGCAUAUGAAAAAGAGCUAAGCGAGGACUUACAAGACCUACGCUUUCUCAUUACAAAAGAAUACAGCACAAUGAUUUUAGGCGGCGACCAAUUCGACAAAUACCAUCACAUGGGAGUAAAAAAAUUUUUGUCCGCAUCAGUAAGAGACGGAAUUUUCUACGAAACACUUUUCCGUCUAAUCAUACAGAUAGUUUGGAUAGCUCUCGGUCGGAGAUCUGGAAAGGAUAUCGAAGUUGAAAUCAGUCGACUGUUUAAAUCGGAUAGAUUUAAUUUUGCAGAACACAAGUACAACUUCCGAGCUGCUAAAAAUGUCAAAGAGCAGUUAUUAAUGUCGGGGCGAUGCGUGCGAAGAGAUCGAUUACUCAAAACGGAGUCACCUUUGAUAAAUGAAAUUUUUUGUCACCGCCCAAUCGCGUACCGCAUGUCAGGUUUAGGCGUCGUGGAGUAUCCACACUUGAAUCCUCGGCUAAAGUAUUUUAAGCGCGUCUUGAUUUUACCAGAGGAAGAGUUCCAGGCAUUAGGAAUAACUGUGGGCAUCCUCGGCCGUUCCAGAAAACUUUUUGAUCCCAUGUUGAAGGAAACAAAACAGAAAAGACAACCUAGGAUAGGAUCGUUAUCUAGAAAAAUAUCUAAAGUGUCAGUCAGUACAACAUCCGUCCCUACAACCCUUUUCCCAGACAUUUAUUUGCCGAAAAAGUCUUUUGUGCAGGAGAUUGGAGACGAAUUACCUGGUGAAAUAUACUCUCCGAAACCAAUUGACACUGUACAAAAAAUGAAAUGGCUCGGAAGGGUACGCAGGCGUUUACAGCGAAAACGAGAAUUCGAAGAAAAUCUCAUGAGAAAACGGUCAAUUUUACACUGAACUUUACACUAUCUCUGUUUAAUAAAUAAAUACAAACAUAUCC
Molecule: messenger RNA, 1500 nt
Organism: Cydia strobilella
Lineage: Eukaryota; Metazoa; Arthropoda; Insecta; Lepidoptera; Tortricidae
Product: protein phosphatase 1 regulatory subunit 36-like
Exons: 1
Coding region: 150-1457 (435 amino acids)
Biological process (GO): negative regulation of phosphatase activity
Molecular function (GO): phosphatase binding
Source: RefSeq, a predicted model, not a curated record